AUGCUUUCCAUCACUAUACUUACGAUUAUUAUCACUAUCAUCAUCAUUGAACAUGCUAUCCACGAUAUUGCAAUCAUUAUUAUAACAUUACCACUACUAUCAUUCAUAACCGUUAUUUCCGGGUUUUCCAUGAUGCCGCUCGGCAGAUUGAGUGUUUUGAAGCCAAAUAGCGAAUUAGAAGACGCGAAUUUCGAUGAUUGA
This is a messenger RNA of Saccharomycopsis crataegensis, 201 nucleotides long. RefSeq lists its product as uncharacterized. The record is from RefSeq and is a predicted model, not a curated record. NCBI's taxonomy places the organism in Eukaryota, Fungi, Ascomycota, Saccharomycetes, Ascoideales, Saccharomycopsidaceae. The transcript has a single exon. The coding region runs from base 1 to 201 and encodes 66 amino acids.